GUGAAAACGACACAGCUUAGUGUUUUUUUUUUUAUUUUUACGACUGCGUUUUAGCGUGUUUUCUUUAUACGACACCGUUUGGAUGUUUAAUUUUAUGUGGCUUUUAUCAAAUUAUAUAUAAACCAACGGUCAUGAUCGAGUUACAGUUUUAGUACUUGUUAAAAAUUAGAAAUCAACGGCUCGUACCAGUGAAAGAGAGUGAGCUUCUAAAUCGAACCGACACUUUUCGCGAUGAAGGAGGACGACGCCUUGCCGACGACGGCGACGGCGAAUUCGAAGAAGGAACACUCCGAAUCCGUGUUGUUCGGAAGAGGACGUUACAAGUUCUACGCGUUUGCUGCUCUCUUGCUUCUAGCAUUUUGGUCGAUGUUCACCGGUACAGUAACGCUCCGGUUAUCCACCGGGAAUCUAAACCGGUUAUCUGAAGAUCUCCGGGUUCGAAACUACGAUCACCUCGACGCUCUGGAAAUGGAGGAGAGGGAGAGAGUGGUGAAGCGUAUGUGGGAUGUGUAUACCAACAGUCGUCGGAUCAAGUUGCCUCAGUUUUGGCAAGAGGCGUUCGUUGCUGCUUAUGAUGAGCUUACUAGUGAUGUUCCUGGGGUUAGAGAUGCUGCUAUUGAUGAAAUCGCUAAGAUGUCGGUUCAGUCUGUCAAACUUGAUUCAAAACCUUCCCGAUCUAUGAGCGCAAGGGGUCUGGGAAGAAGCUUCAAGAAGAUUCUACACAAGCCAAGCAGCAAGUAGCUGAUGAUAAUGAUAAACCCAAGUUCAUUUCUACUUGCUGAAGCCAAAAAGAUGAUCCUUUUAAAUUCCAUCGAUUGGUAGUUACAUACAAAUACCUUAUUAUGAGGGAUCCUUGUGAUAUACUUUCAUCUGUAAUACAAACACAAAUCGAACUCUAAAGUCUACAUUAAUUAAAGUAAAUCUUGAAGAAAAUAUUAUUUUUACGCUC
Molecule: messenger RNA, 949 nt
Organism: Brassica rapa (field mustard)
Lineage: Eukaryota; Viridiplantae; Streptophyta; Magnoliopsida; Brassicales; Brassicaceae
Source: RefSeq, a predicted model, not a curated record